Molecule: messenger RNA, 813 nt
Organism: Microthlaspi erraticum
Lineage: Eukaryota; Viridiplantae; Streptophyta; Magnoliopsida; Brassicales; Brassicaceae
Source: the annotation of a GenBank genome assembly
AUGGAUAAUGGCGACUUUAGUGGAGAGAUGGUUUGGGGUUGCAAACCUAAGCCAUGCUGGGGGGUUCCGCGUGGUGAGCUUGAGUUCAAGGGUGCUUUCGAUGAGGCUUCUAAUAAUCUUAUUAGAGCCGGAGGGAAGUUUGCUGCGUUGAUUCAACUUUAUGACGGGCGCUCAAGGGUUUCGAGAAGAAAAGAUGCUUUUGAAAAGAAGAUAGAAGCUCUCAAAGGUGAGGUUGCGAAGGUGUCUGGCCUUGAGGUUGAAAAUAAUCAACUUCGGGACAAAAUUACGCAACUGGAGGAUAAAGCCUGUCGGGACAUGGAAAACUCGAUUGCCGAGAUGGCUCGUCUUCGCAAGUCUCGGACGAAGUGGGCUGAGUUGACGGCUGCUCAGGUGUACGAAUCAAUGCAUAAUUGGUAUACUCCGAGGUUGGACCGUAUAGGUAGAUACGUCAGUCAGCGGGAUGCAGUGGAGAAGGCGGUGAUUAGGAUUCAAGUCGACGAGGCUCUUCUUUCCUAUGUCAGGAAAAUAAAGGGGGUCGAGCAGGACUUUGAUGCGGUGGAGAAGAUGCUUGCGGCCCGGUUGCGGGAGAGUAAGGCCGCCGGAGAUUUGGUUGAGGAUGACGAAGUUGAAGCUGAUGACUAUGCUCCGCCCUUAAGGUUAGAUCUUCGUUUUCGUCUUGCUGAAUUUUGCUUUGAUAGCGCAUGGAUUGUUCCACGGAAUUUUGAUCAAUAUGGGUCAAUAUAUCGAACUUUCAGGCCUACCCUAGCUGAGCUGGCGUUUCCGGGAUCCCCAUCGCGUCAUCAAUCGAAGUAG